Molecule: messenger RNA, 1968 nt
Organism: Camellia sinensis
Lineage: Eukaryota; Viridiplantae; Streptophyta; Magnoliopsida; Ericales; Theaceae
Product: ATP-dependent zinc metalloprotease
Biological process (GO): proteolysis
Molecular function (GO): ATP-dependent peptidase activity; metalloendopeptidase activity; ATP binding
Source: RefSeq, a predicted model, not a curated record
GCAUACACCGGAAAUAUUGAAUAAUUUCCGGGACGUGGCUACGGGGGACAACGGUGGUUGAAAACGGUUUUGUAUUCGGAGAGCUGGAAUGGCCAUGUCGGUGCAUUUUCCUCCCUCUCCUCCACUCCUUACAAUCAUACCAAGCAGAAGCAGAAGCAGAAGCAGUGGUAUUGGUCGCCCAUCACCGUUGUUCUCUGCAUACCCACGUGCAGAGAGCAAACCCUUUAGCCGGAGACCACAACCACGGAGGAUAACAACGAGAGCUCUCAGGGAAUGGAAAGAGUACGAGGACGCAGUCAAGGAUAAAGACCUCGCUCGAGCUCUUCGCUUCCUCCUCAAAGACAACCCCAUCGAACCCGACAACUCUUCGAUUCAAGACUCCACUCGGCUUCCCGAUGCUGAAUUGGGCUGGGUUGGAUGGGAGAGGGAUUGGGAGGUUUUGGAUACAUGCUUGAAUGCCGAUGAUAUGACCCUUGUUGGGGCUGCCUACUGCUUUCUCAAGGACAAGGGGUUUUUGCCCAAUUUUGGGAAAUUUCGAAAUAUUGUUUUGGAGGGUCCAAGAGAUGUUACACCAAGCAUUUUGAAGACUUCAACUGGGUUGGAAGUGUCCAAACUUUCACCAAAGAAGUGGGGUCUUUCUGGAAGCUCUAGUGUUGUUUUGGUUACUUUCCUUGGUGGGGUAUCUUUUUUGCUAAAUAAAGGAAUAGAUAUCAGACCUAAUCUUGCAGCUGUAUUGGGAUUGGCCUUGAUAGACUCUAUCUUCCUUGGUGGUUCAUGUUUAGCUCAAAUCUCAAGUUACUGGCCACCAUAUAGGCGGCGUAUUCUUGUUCAUGAAGCAGGACAUCUUCUUACAGCAUACCUUAUGGGCUGCCCAAUUCGUGGAGUAAUUUUAGACCCAAUUGUGGCAAUGCAAAUGGGUAUUCAAGGACAGGCAGGAACACAGUUUUGGGAUGAGAAACUUCAAAAUGAGCUUGCUGAAGGCCGACUAAGCAGUACUGCCUUUGACAGGUACUGCAUGGUGCUUUUUGCUGGAAUUGCUGCCGAAGCUCUUGUCUAUGGCGAAGCUGAGGGUGGAGAAAAUGAUGAAAACCUGUUCAGGAGUGUCUGUAUUCUUUUGGAACCUCCACUGUCUGUUGCACAGAUGUCAAAUCAAGCAAGAUGGUCAGUUCUGCAGUCUUAUAAUCUGCUCAAAUGGCAUAAACAAGCUCAUCAAGCUGCUGUAAAAGCUUUGGAAAGUGGUGGCAGUCUAAGCAGCGUCAUCAGGAGAAUUGAGGAAGCCAUGUCUUCCAAUAGAUGAAAAAGAACCCCCCCCCCCCCCUCAUUUUAAAAAAAAGGUGACCUCGCUCUCUCUCUCAUAUUUUUCUUGGGCGCUGAUUCUGGAAUUGACAUGAGUGCAGUGUACCCAAGCUUGUAACUUUGGCAGGAGAGAAUGAGUAGGAGGCAUAAGAAGUCCAGUCCAAAAUGUUAUAGCCAAUACUCAUCACUUACCUGUCGUGAUCAAUGGCCUUUGAUUUAAAGUUGGUUUCAAAUUUUCACCUGGUGGGUAGGACUCUGUGGAAGAUAAAUGUAUUGAAGUUAUUAUUUGUUUGUAACAAUAAAAAUUUGGACACAAUACAUUCCAAAGGUUUAGGACACUGAAAGAUUAGAAAAAUCAUGGGGUGAAGUGGAAAAUUUCACCCUACAAAUCUAGGGUCUAGCUUCUCAUUUGAAAGGCUAUAGAAUGUGGAUUCUCAUGGUGCUACCAUUUCUUGACAUGGUGCCUCGCAGAGAUGAGGUUGGUUGGAGCAUUUACGGUUGUAGAUUGCCAUUUUUUGCAGAAGCAGCUUCCACAGAGGCCUGGUGGCCAUGAUUAGUUUUUUAUGUUCUUAAUAUUAUCUGCACUUCCCUUUAAUUGAAAAUGAUGUAUUAGAGUUGAUUGACUGUGAAUUAAAGUUGUACAGGUAUAAACUAUUUAUUCUUCUUUUCCAA